Molecule: messenger RNA, 898 nt
Organism: Symbiodinium necroappetens
Lineage: Eukaryota; Dinophyceae; Suessiales; Symbiodiniaceae
Source: the annotation of a GenBank genome assembly
GACACCCAGUUUACUAUUGAUCAAUUUCGAGAAGUUCAACGAGGAAGCGGCACUUCACGAGAAGGAGCUCGAUGCCAUCGAAGAACGUGCACAAUUGAACAGGCUCCAAAGGAAGAUGAAAAGCACGCAUCUGAUCGAGCGGAUGGCUAAGAUCACAGAUACUGUGGAUUCGUCUAAGAUGGUCCUUCUGCAAGGCUUUAACUGGGAGAGCUGGCGCUCUGGUGGAGGUGACUGGUACAGUGUCAUCGGAAAAAGGAUCCAGAUGUUGCAUGACAUGGGCUUCACAGAUCUCUGGUUGCCGCCCUGCUCGCAGUCCGUGGCGCCACAGGGCUACCUUCCAUCUCAGCUCUUCAACCUGGAUGGGUCCAAGUACGGUUCCCAAGCAGCACUGGAAACAUUGCUCGAGAAGUGCCACAAGCAUGGCAUUCGCUGCCUGGCCGACAUCGUCAUCAACCACAGGUGCGGGGACAAGCAGGACAGCCAGGGCCGAUGGAACCAGUUCUCCAGUGGAAUGACGACCAGGCCGAGCUUCGCAGGCGUUGGUGAUUGGGGUGGCUGGGCCAUCACCCUUGGGGACCAGUACUCCGACGGGAGCGGAAUGCACGCGCCCGGCAAGGCUGACGGAAAGUUCGAUGCCGCGCCGGACAUCGACCAUCGGAACCCGAAGGUCCAGGACAGCAUCAACAUCUGGCUGAGAUGGCUUCGACUCCAGGUUGGUUUCGAUGGAUGGCGCUUCGACUUCGUCAAAGGCUAUGGUGCUGAGUUCGUUGGCAGCUACUGCUCGAAGAGCCAUCCCGCCUGGGCUGUGGGGGAACUCUGGACGGACAUGCACUACGACCACCAUGGGCUCUGUGUGCGGCUGAGACACUUAAUUCCAUACCCUUCAAUGGCGGGGUGA